This is a messenger RNA of Anastrepha ludens (Mexican fruit fly), 5148 nucleotides long. RefSeq lists its product as uncharacterized. Lineage: Eukaryota; Metazoa; Arthropoda; Insecta; Diptera; Tephritidae. The record is from RefSeq and is a predicted model, not a curated record. The coding region runs from base 450 to 1919 and encodes 489 amino acids. The transcript is spliced from 6 exons.
AAUCCUAUUGGAUUACCAGCUUACGUAGCUAGAAAUUGAAAAGGACGAAAAUACUGCGCACAACAAACAAAAUCUGCACCAGCAAUAGUACCGCUACUCGUAUAACGAGCAUGAACACCUUAACAAUUGAAAGCAAAAACAACAAUAACUGCCAACAAGUGUGUGCGCUCAAAAGGAUUGCGCAAAGGAUAAAUUUACGCUUCAGCUGAACUAGCAGAGUAAUUGGCACGUUGAUUUUCGUCAACAAGCAGCAACAAUCACCAAGCAUCCCACUCCCAACCAGGCUUACAGCAGCAGGCACUAAAGCACUGAAGCAAAAAGCAAAAACCAACGAAUAUUAAAAAAAAAUCUCUUUACAAAUUGAACUACGAACGAAAAGAAGUGUUAAUAAUUGCGGAUUUUAGAUAAUAGUCGCAUAGCUCAUAAGAGGAGUAUCUGCUGGCAACAAAAUGGACGAUAUGAUUUUCCAAAGCAGUACUCAAAAUUCUGUAUAUGUGCUGAAUUCUAAUUAUAGAUCUUAUGGGGACUUUGCUCGCCUCGAUUUCAUCGAUCCUAAUGACAUGAACAAUAAAAAUGUGUCAAAUUGCCAAAAUUCAUUGGCUUCGAGAUCCGGUAAUCGCAGUUGCUGCGCCAGUUCGCGAGCAAUGCAAAAUAAAUUACGCAAUUCGGGGAACGGCGUCACGGAAACCAUCGGAAAUAUUGUCACAUCACCGCCUGCGCUGUCGGUAGCAGCCUUGUCAACAACAACAACACCCGCAGCGAAAUGUUUGCCACCGACAGCUGCAUUUCAAAAUUUCUUUAACUGCAGCUAUGUGGCAAAUGCCAGUGGUGGCAACUGCACCAAUUCAAUGCAUGGCGAAGGUCGCUGUGGAGGAGGUGUGGAUGCGAGUGCUGGGCAGGGUGUCAAUAAAAUAAAAUCCAACAACAGCAAUAAGAAAAAAUGCGCCAACGUGAAGCCAUCCCUUAUGGCGAAAAAAACGAAAUUUCGAAAAUUCAUCGAAGAGGAUAAAUGGAGGGCAGGAGAUGAGGGUGCUGGGGAAAACGUGUAUCAGUACAGUAUCAGCAACAAUGACCGUGUCGGGUGCACCGGCUCUGUGACACCCACUGAAUUUCAUACCAGCUCAUAUGUGAAGGAAUCAAACACUGCUGAAUCAACAACGCUAACCGCUUCAAUGGCCGCAAUAGCAACUUGUGGGCCCUUGAACAACAUCGUUAAACAUUAUUGGAAUGGCAAAAUGGAUGCGAAUGCAGUUGACGACAACAAGCGACACCAGCAACAGAACCAGUCGAACAAUUGGAGCGGAAGCGGCGAUAGUAACAAUCAAAAGCGACAACAGUUGGAAGUGCUGAAGUCGUCUCAACAACAAAAAAGCAAUUACGAGCUUUACAAAGAAGCCGCCGAACUGCUCGGAUUGUCUUGCACACUUUGUGAUAACUGCCGAUGCCUCGAAUGCCAGAGCAAAUACUUCGAUUGCGAUGACUCGGACAGCUACUCAGAAUUCUCAAACUCCGAUGAGUACGACGAGGAGACAAUGAACGCAUUAAACAAUUCUGUUGAGCUGGUGAUGUAUGCCAACUACUACAGAGAUGAUGUGAUUGCCACCUAUGGCUCGAUGACAACGCAGCACCGACAAAAACAAAAAACUGCCGACCAUUCACAAUACCAACAACAGAUCAAUUCAAUGUGCGCUGAAGCAAAUUGCAAUGCAACUGAAUUGUUGGGUGAUCGUCGAGGUGAUAGUAAACCGAUUGGCGGUAACAACUAUGAAGUUGUAACUGGCAUUAGCCAGACAGAUGCCACCAAACAUGAACUGCAUUCGGAGCAAAGUCAGCGAGGCAAUGAGUUGGAAAAUUUUACAAGUUUCAAUGAGCUUCGGUUGACGGAUGUCAGCGACACUGAAAACUAUAAAAAAGGAUAGAAGCAAGUACGGGCACACGCGAUGAAAAGAUAAAACUUUUCGUAAAAUGGAUAUUGCGUGGAUCUACCCUACCACUCCAAUCAAGCUAUAUUACUAAAUUCCGCCUGUGCCACUAACCCUACUACAUCUACUCAUUUGUGGCCGUUAUAAGUGGCAUGAACAUAGAUUUUCGCCUUUUAUUAAGUUAGCAGAGUAACGAAUCAUAAAUAUAUACACAAGAAAUGUAUAAAUAUAAUGGCUGAAAAUUACCAGAAUGUAUUACUUAUUUAUACCUUCAAUGGAUUAUCUUAAAAUAAGCUUUAAUUAAUUCCUGCAGCAAUCAUAAUCGCCAGGAAUUUUUUUCUAGAGGUAAAUAUUAAAUAUGAAUAGGGUGUCAUAUGAGGCCACCUGUUUUGACAUGAGAAAAUAGCGAUUGGCAGGGAAACUCCAAAUAGAACUCACUAUCCAAUAAAUGACUUCCUCGGCGCUUUUGAUGAAACAUUGGAUGACAUUUUUGCAUAGUUCCGGCUUAAUUCACUAAAUUACUUACCCUUCUAUCAUUCACCUAACGCUAUCAAAUCCAAUUGGAUCGAACGAAAGAAGUGUAUUAUAAUCUUAGAGUGUAAGGGUGCAACUACUUCGCCUCACAAACCCUAAUAACGAGUAAACUUUUGAAAUACAAUAAUAUGACUUAUGGGUCUAUUGAAUACAAAGUUACUCGGAAAAAUAACGCAAAGCUCUCUAAUUUCCUUCAAACUUUGCAACAAAGAAUGAGGAAUGUUGUAAGAUGUCGGCAAUGUAUUUUCAGUUCUCGAAUAUGUGACUUUAAAGCACUUUCUGAGGUUUAAAGAAAACCGAGAACUAACACGCCAUAGUUCCAGGGCGUCAAUGAUAUUUUGAAGCUCAAGUGCAUAAUCUGGCUUCGAAAUUUUGGUAAAUCAUUUUUAAGUCAUCAGCAUAGACCGAAAAUUUCGCGAAACGAAAGCUGCUACUUAUGUCAAUCGUAAACAAAACAAAUAUUAGCGGUCCUAGCAAGGCGAAUUGGGUAUUCUUGCGGCCCUAGUAUACUCUCUUGGGGAACGCCAGUAGAGGCGAAGAAAUUUUGCAUAUGCCUUCAAUUGUAGUAAUGCAAUUUUUUUCCAAUUUAGUCCAAUUUAACCCAAUUUAGAAACUCAGAAUGAAGACAAGAUAACUUAAAAAUGAGUAAAGAAUGCGAAACUUUAUCAAAAGCUUUAGAGAAAUCAUUUAGACGCAAACAACCUAACACCCAUCGGAAUAAGACGAAAUGCGGUAUUCACUAAACGCAGCAAGAUUCUGAACUGUGGAACGAUUAGAAAGAAAUAAUUUUUUUCUUAUCUCAUCUUGAAUGAUACACUCAAAGAGUUUCGACACAGUAGAUAGCUUAGGCAUAGACAUCAUUCCUACUGUCACCCCUUUGAAUUUGGCUAAUUGAGGUAAAUUUCCAAUCAUCUAUGAAACCUCCAGAAGAUAACAUAUUGGGGAAAAAGGAAUCCAUUAUUUUUGCGUUUUAUGGUCGAUCUUUAGCUUCUAGGCACAAAGACCAUGAGGUCGAAGUGCAAACCUUUAAUAAAAUCUAGCUCCUUGGGGACGCUCCGACUACUAACAUGCCGGUCAACUUCGAUUUUUUCUGUGAUUUUAUCUACAUUAUCGACAUUUUCUUAAAUAUCAAAAAAGCCUGAACGUAAUACGAAACCAAGAUUUCACGUAAUUAGCCGUUGCAAUAUCGGCACCAUGAACCCCAUUUACAAUUUCAGCGGCCUGGCUAGCAUUCUCGUCUUUAUGAAAGAAAAACUCAAAGCUGUAAAAUGUAAAAUGCACCGAAUUUUCUCUUUGUUGACUUCCAUUGUUUAAAUUGCUUGGACUAUACUUUACGAGAUAUCGAUCACUACAGCCAUCUACCGAGAAAAUAAUGGAUUUAUUUUUCCCCAAGAUUUGAUGCGAGUGCAGCUUUUUGACAUCCAAGUUUCCUUCACUUUGUUACUAGGCAGGCACUCCUUUCUGCAUAAAGGCGUCUGCAAUGGAAUACUGUUACAAUACAAUAGAAAUCGAUGUUAGAUCCUCUGGUUGAGUAUAGAAUGUUGGACCUAAGCACAUAGCGCGAGCGAUUUGAUUAUAUACGUACUACUAAAGGGUUUUCCAAUAAGAGGUGUUAUUUUGAUAUUCAAAGAAAAAUGCUAUUUUUUAAUAUAAAUGAUCAGAUGUUUAUUUCAUUAUAAAGAGGAAGGGAUGCCGUAAAUAGUGGAAAAUAACAUCAGGCAAAUGGCCACCACGACAACGCUAACAGGACAAUAUCCUUUUCAGGAAAUGUUCUAUAACCGAAUUGCAAAGUGACUGCCCUAUGUCCUCGAUAGUCUCACGAAUUCCAUCUUUGAGGUCUUGAAUCGACCCUGGGCUGUUGGCGUAGACCAGCUCUUUCACAUGGCCCCAAAGAAAAAAGUCACAAUGUGUUGAAUCACAAGAUUUCGGUGGUUUCGUUGCUUGUGUGGCACGUAGUGCCAACUUGUUGAAAAUAAACGUUGUCCAGAUCAAUGCCAUCCAAUUCCAAUAGCCUUUUAUAUAUUUAAAUAACACCUGCUAUUGGAAAACCCUUUAUAUACACAAUGAAAUUCUAUUGAAAUGCUGUUAGGCUACUAAUGAUACCAACUAACUAACUAUCAAACAUAUUUUUUCCAAAUCCGCCAAAUGUAUCAAUACUCCAAUUGUCUCCUAUGGCUCUUUAGAUCGCCUUCGAGCACCACUUUUUCGAGUUUCUAGGAGAAAGUAUUGCUUGAUCCAUUAUUUCAUAGCGAUGUGGAAGCUUGUCGGAAUUGUACCGCUAAGAUCCGUGCCAGUUUUCAAAUCGGACAUACGACUGCAUUUAUUUUUAAGCGGCCCAGUUACACAGAAUCAAAAAAUUACGAACGGGGAAAGAUAACUGUGUUUUUUUCCUUGACUCUCAUUAGUUUGCCAGUCGCAAAUACAAUCACUUUUGCUGUCUUGGGAAGUCGAAAAUUUCGAAGAAAAAUGCUUAAUGUUACAUGUAGGUUUAAUGAAAAAAUAAUAUAUAUAAAAUCAAAAUCAGUAUAUAUGAAACUAUGUAAUUAGUGAACUCAUUUGUGCCAAACAAAUUUCUGAAAAAUAUUAUGAAUUACGCCUUAAAAUUAGAAUUGAAAAACAUAUAAAUAUUGAACAUUUAACAAGUUUGAUUAUAUUAAUACUUAUGAACAAAUAUUUACUAGUAUAUACAUAC